CCCUCUCAAUUUUCUCUCUCCCCAAACAACCCUUUCUUUCUCCCCCCCCCCCAAAAUAAAAAAAUAAAUGGGUACUUUAGUGGGACAUGUUGCACCGGGUUUUGCCUUCUUUGCACUUGGUUUAUGGCAUCUUUUUAAUCACGUCAAGCUACAUGCUUUAAACCCAAGUUCCUACACAUCUUUCCCAUGGUUCCCCACGUCGAAAUUUAGGUACUUAGAGCAGGUUUUGAUCAUGGUUUGCUCAUCGAUCUCCAUAUCCAUGGAACUCUUCAUUGGCCCUGCAGGACACCAGCCUUUCGAUCCCGACGGAACGAUCCCUUCAAACCAUCUCCACAAUUUCGAACACUCGGCUAUAUCGAUGACGUUCUUCGUCUAUGCAGCUUUCUCCAUCGUGCUCGACAGAAUCAGUAACAUAAACCCCAUUGCUAAGUCUAGCCUGACGCAGCUUCUUGGAGCGGUUGCCUUUGCUCAGCAGCUGUUCUUGUUCCACCUUCACUCGGCUGAUCACAUGGGAGUCGAAGGCCAAUACCAUUUGCUUCUACAAAGUGCCAUUGUUGUGUGUUUAGUGACUACCCUAAUGGGAAUAGGGUACCCUAAGAUCUUCCUGGUGAGCUUUACCAGGUCUUUAAGCAUAUUGUACCAAGGGUUAUGGCUUAUGGUCAUGGGGUACAUGCUUUGGACACCGGAACUGAUCCCGAAAGGCUGUUUCAUCCACCUCGAAGAGGGUCAUCAAGUGGUUCGAUGCUCAAGCGACGAGGCACUUCAUCGAGCUAAAUCGUUGGUGAACAUCGGAUUCAGUUGGGCUCUUAUCUGUGUCACCAUUUUCGCUGUGAGUUUCUACUUGGUUUCGGUCAAGUUCUAUGGGGAAAAAGUUGAGUAUUCCACAUUGGAACAACGUGAAGAUGAGAAAUUUGAGCUUGGAGAUGAUGAUUUUGAAGAUGUUGAAUCACAAAAGGGUCAAAGCAAACUACAUGGUGAGCCUAAAAGCUUCAUUCAUAUGGGAAAAGGGUAUGCAAUUAUGGACAUUGAAAGGUAGAUUACAUGUGUCAAGAAGGUGAAUAUGUGUACAAAGUUUUAGUUUUUUUAGGUAGAAUUAUAUCCCACUUUGGUCUUAAUUAAGCUUUGCAAAUAAUUUGGGGGCUUAAUGAAACAGCAAGAAAAUGUCUUGUUUGGACUAAUAGGGGAGAGUUUGGUGCGAAAUAUUGUUUGGUUUGAAUUCAUGGGAUUUGGCGUUUGAGGUGUUUUCAUCUUGGUUUGUAUGUAUACACAAAGUUGUUUAAUAAAAAAAAUUAAAU
This is a messenger RNA of Hibiscus syriacus, 1295 nucleotides long. Its product is annotated as transmembrane protein 45A-like. Bases 68 to 1036 code for a protein of 322 amino acids. The transcript has 2 exons. NCBI's taxonomy places the organism in Eukaryota, Viridiplantae, Streptophyta, Magnoliopsida, Malvales, Malvaceae. The record is from RefSeq and is a predicted model, not a curated record.